AUCAAAAAGAAGCUCUGCUUAACAACUGAGACUAGACAGCAAAGGCUGAAAAAUAGCAACAUGUGCAAAGGACUAGCCGCACUGCCUGCUACUUGCCUAAGAAGUGCAAAGGACAUGAAACAUCGUCUGGGCUUCUUGUUGCCAAAGGCAGAGACAUUGAGUGAUCACAGUUCAACAUUCAUCAAGAAGGACAAAACAGGUGACACACCCAGACUCCAUUAUGAAGAAGUGAAACAAUGGAGUGAAUCUUUGCUACAGCUAAUAUCUCAUAAACAUGGUCUGGUCACAUUCACUGAAUUUCUCCAGUCUGAAUACAGUGAAGAAAACAUCAUGUUCUGGCUGGCGUGCCAGGAAUACAGAAAAUGCAAGUCUCCUGCAAAACUGGCAUCGAAGGCAAAGAAGAUUUUCAAUGAAUACAUUGCAGUUGAGGCUCCCAGAGAAGUGAACUUGGAGUCCCAGGUCAGAGAAAAGGCCAGAAAGAAUAUCCUUGAGCCAACGUCUUCAAGCUUUGAUGAGGCACAGAACAAAAUCCUAACAUUGAUGCAGAAGGACUCUUACCCCAGGUUUCUCAAGUCCAAGAUCUACUUGGAUUUACUGAAUCAGACUCAAGCAAGAAGUUAACCAAACAGCGAAGCACAAACACCUUUAAAGUCUGAUCCACAGCACUCACACGUUGGUUUACUAGGACUGCCAACACAAGGUUGAUGAUUGUAUGAUUUCAAUUUCAAAAUCUUUGUUAGGCCACGUUUAAAGGAAAGGUACACAUUCUUGUUGUCACUGAGAGUUACUGCAGCUAAAUUUGGCCAACAUAGCACUUUAAAUCUUGGAGAAUGAAAGCUUCUUUUAUACCAUUUUAGCAAAGGCCAAGGCUAGAAUAUAUCAUUUUUUUUCCAGUAGUAUUUUUCUUUUGUGGUGCUACCUUUUUGAGUCCAUCAAAAUUUUCUGCACUGGAAUUAGGCAGAGCAAUGUUGUUAUUGAUAUCAGGGAACACAAACAAGUUUGUGUUCUCAAUGGCAAUGAAAUAACUUCAACAGACCUGCUGAUUAUAUGACCUUAACUUCAAGUCAGCUUCAAUGAGCCUGUAUGUACACUCUCAAAAUACCAAGAGUGAUGUGCCCCACCCUCUUCGUUGUCCUAUCUUUCAAAUUCUAUGGGUUGUCAUAGAUUAUGUGCUAGCUUCGGGAACCUGUGUUAUUCCUUUCCAUCUACUGUUGGACGGAUUGAAGAAAUAGUAAAGUACACAUCACUGUUGCACUCCAAGCAGUAUUGCAUUGAAAGGCGGAGCCAUUUUGGGGAAACCAUCAUCUCCAAAUUCCUCUCCACAUCUCGUAAUAUGCCACUGUGGACAUACAUAGAACAUAGAACAUUACAGCACAGUACAGGCCCUUCGGCCCUCAAUGUUGCGCCGACCUGUCAUACCGAUCUCAAGCCCAUCUAACCUACACUAUUCCAUGUACGUCCAUAUGCUUAUCCGUACAUCAACAGUUAGUGAUAGUUCCUGGGUUAAAAUUCUUCACACCCCCUCCCUACAUACCUGCAUGAGGAGAGUGUCUUCAAUGAGUGAACUGCAGUAGUUCAAGAAGACUCACUGACAGGUCCUCAAGAAAUUGUAGGCACAUACACUUUUCCAAAUAUGUUCAUCAUUGAAAUAUUGAAAUACACACAUGUGAUAGCAUCACAACAUAGUUGAUUAUUUUUCAGCUGAAACAUAUCGAUAAAAUUAUUUUUAAAAUGAAACAUUACAUGACCUGUCCAGAAAUCACCCUAUGCUUACACACAAACUACUUGAAAACUGUUUUCAUUUUUUAAAAAAUAUGUCUAUACCACAGUGUAAGAAUCUUCACCUCACCAGACGUGUGUUAGCACACAAAGCAGUGCUGGUGGAAUUGAUCUGUGGAAGCAACAAUCUUGUUUGUUCUGUAUGUUUGUCAAACGUGUACUUUAGAUACUAAAGUCAAUUGUGGGGUUUGGCAAUAUUUGAGAAUAAUUUAUUGUAUUCAGGAUUAAUGUGAAAGUUUAAUUAUUUUUAUACAUGUAAUAUUCAGUAUUGUUGAAUUCCCAAGUACAUCUGAGUUAGUCUGAAAGGCUGCAAUGUGGUGUACUUUUGCAAACUAAGCAACAUCUGAAUUCUAAGUUUAGAUGCAAAGUUGCUCUUAUAUAUUUAUUGCCUAAGUUAUGAUGCGUGGGAAUUUGUUUUCAUUUU
Stegostoma tigrinum is the source of this 2203-nucleotide messenger RNA. RefSeq names its product regulator of G-protein signaling 4-like. NCBI's taxonomy places the organism in Eukaryota, Metazoa, Chordata, Chondrichthyes, Orectolobiformes, Stegostomatidae. The transcript is spliced from 5 exons. The coding region runs from base 61 to 621 and encodes 186 amino acids. The record is from RefSeq and is a predicted model, not a curated record.